Messenger RNA from Durotheca rogersii, 2244 nucleotides. Its product is annotated as CDK-activating kinase assembly factor MAT1-domain-containing protein. Gene Ontology annotation, biological process: nucleotide-excision repair; positive regulation of cyclin-dependent protein serine/threonine kinase activity; regulation of transcription by RNA polymerase II. Gene Ontology annotation, cellular component: transcription factor TFIIH holo complex. Gene Ontology annotation, molecular function: cyclin-dependent protein serine/threonine kinase activator activity. The coding region runs from base 387 to 1586 and encodes 399 amino acids. The record is from RefSeq and is a predicted model, not a curated record. The transcript has a single exon. NCBI's taxonomy places the organism in Eukaryota, Fungi, Ascomycota, Sordariomycetes, Xylariales, Xylariaceae.
CCUCCUCCUCCUCCUCCUCCUCCUCCUCCUCCUCCUCCUCCUCCUCUCUUCUUCCUUACCGCCAUCCAGAGCCCAAACCGCCUCCUCAGCUACCAAGGCGACCGCACUCGACCCCACGGUAACCCGACGGCUGUAAUCCUCCCCUUAGCUUGUCCCCGUGCCACCGCGCUCCAAUCCAAUGAGUUACCACCAGCUGUCGGUGCACCUCGUUCCCCUCGACUUCGCCCUCCCGAAUCGCCCACCACCCCAACGUGCCGCCCCCGCCCACUCGCACCCCCGAGUCGGGCCGUGACCCUAGUAGCAGAUACCACCAUCUCUGGACGUUGUAUCCUACUUGCUACACAGACAUUCCUGCCGUCGACGCAGCCGCGAUAACAGCACAGAGAAUGAGCGCGAUGUCUCGCAAGAACGCGUCUACCGUCGCGGGGCGGCCCAAUGCCGAUCCUGCGUCCACCAUCCCCGACGAGUUCUGCCCCGUGUGUAAGCGCAUGCGCUACCUAAACAGAGACAUGGAGUUCCUCAUAAACCCGGAGUGCUACCACCCCAUGUGCAGCAGCUGCGUUAACAACAUCUUCGGCAAGGGGCCGGCCCAGUGCCCCUACGCGUCCUGCACCAAGACCCUGCGCCAGCGCGGCUUCCGUUCUUCUUUCUUCGGCGACCUGACUGUGGAACGCGAGGUGGACGUGCGCCGUCGCGUCCAGGCCGUCUUCAACAUGGCCCAGGACGAUUUUGUCUCGCUGCGCGACUUCAACGACUACCUGCAGCAAGUCGAAGACUUGACGUUUUCCCUCGUAUCCGGUGGCGAGGCCGAACGCCGCAAUGCGGAGGCGGACCUCCUCACCUACGAGCAGAAGCACCGCGAGGAGAUCGAGCGCAAUAAGAAGCGCGGCCAAACUGCGGAGGCCCAAAGGCGCCAGCGCGAUGCCGCCGCGGCUGCGGCCGUCAAACAGCGCCGUCUCGAGGAGCAGCGCGAAGAAGAGAGCGCUCGCGCCGAAGAGGCCAGCAUCAAUGCCGAGGUUAUGGAAGCCCUCGCCAAGGGUGAGCCCGGCACGGCCGCCGAGAUCCAGGCUCGCAUCGUCGAACGGAAGCGCAACCGCAUCGCCGAGAUCACCAACGCCAACUUCUCCAAGGUCUUCGAGAGCAACGGGUACCGACCCAGCUCGACCACCGCUGCUGCCCCCGGUGGCGCCAGCAGCCUACUCUCGAUUCGCGGCCUCAAGGACCAGUCGCAACGGGACAAGGAGAACGACGACUUCCAGGCGAGGGAGUAUUACUCCCGCCCCUACGACCCGUUCGCCGGACUCGACCUGGAGCCGACGCGCUACAAGCUCCGCGAGAACUACGAGAACCCCUGGCUCCAGGAGGCGCGCACGCGCGACGACCACCGCGUCCCCGGCUACAGCACCCAAGAGUACAUCGCGCGCGCCGUUUUUGAGGCCUUUGCCGGACUCGGCGUCUUCGUGGCCGACGAGAAGGCGGACAGUCGGCGAGAUGCGGGCACGGUUAGCGCCGGAGCCGCGGCCGCGCCGGGGACGACGAGCGGCGCGUCCGGCGGCAAGAUGGAGGUCGACGACGUCUUCUCCUGAGCAGACGGCCGGACACACCGAAGAUAGAGGGUGCCUGAACACGGUGCCGAUCUACGUCACGAUAUCUACGGCUACUCGGAUGGGCCGUAGAAUAAAGAGUAGCUACAGCCACCAUCUACUCACCUACUUACGCGCAACGGUAUCAAGGAGUCCCUCUCGAAACCAGAGGGUAACUAGAAGGCAUACUGGCACUAAGAAGACGAGAUCACCUCACUAGGGUGACCAUGUUUUGACACUACCUCAAGCCUGAUGCAACUACGAAGAAUAUACCACGUCUCUCCACCGGGCCCUCCGCAGGUCCUCGCCUGCGGGAAAAAUUUUCAAUACAUCACGCUACGUAGGGACGACCUCUCGCGUCAUCCAUCUACUCUAUUCAGGUAUCCAGUCUUGCACGGCGCACGUGUAUGUCCGAGGAAUCAGCAUCAUCGGAAGGGCACGAGGCGGAAAGUGGGAGGCUAGCACGGGAGCAGCACGAGAGGAGGAACACGGGACGUCUCCAGCUCGCGCGGCAGACGGGGGAACAUGGGGGGGGGGGGCUGGAUGCGGGUGCAACCUGACACACCACAGUCCUCCCGGAUAGACAAAAGAAGCACAAGGUAGACGGCGCUCGCGCCCCUGUAUCUAGAAGCGCGCCGCGAACGGCCUGGCCACCCCCCCA